This is a messenger RNA of Eriocheir sinensis (Chinese mitten crab), 1071 nucleotides long. Its product is annotated as glutamate receptor ionotropic, kainate 5-like. Lineage: Eukaryota; Metazoa; Arthropoda; Malacostraca; Decapoda; Varunidae. The transcript has 5 exons. The record is from RefSeq and is a predicted model, not a curated record. Bases 43 to 531 code for a protein of 162 amino acids.
CAUUCUUCACUGGGGGCGUGGAGCGUGCACUGGGCCGACAAAAUGCAGACUGCCGGCUCCCGAGAGUGUUUGUCCGGUGUAGUAGAAUAUUUUGGCAACGCCGUGACCAUCCGUGGGACGCCUGGGAACUACACAUUCAGCGGGCCCUUGGUGAUUGUCCUGGGAAUAAUAUCCGAGCACAUUGGACGAUGCUUCAGCUACACCAGAGCGUCGAUGGCCUACGGCUACCCCCAGCCCAACGGGUCCUGGACGGGCACCCUCGGCCAGGUGCAGAGAAACAAAUUUGACUUUCUCGCCUCGUUCAUAACUCUGACGUCUGAGAGGGUGGCUGCCCUGGACCCCAGUACGUACAUCAUCCUGGACGAGAUGACCGCCGUGUAUGCCCGGCCAGGCGUCGAGCCCGACGUGGCAGGCUUCAUCAAGCCCUACACCGCCGGGGUGUGGCUGCUGGUGCUGCUCGCCGCCCUCUUCGUGUUCGCGGCGGGCGUGAUCGUCCUGCGGUGCGUCGGCCGCCCCGCCCCGCCAAGGUAACGCCGGGCUGGUGUUUGAUCCAGCCACCAGCCAAGUUGUACAAGCGAAACAACAUACAAAACUCACCGGAAAAUAGAAAGCUUUAACAGGAAGCCAGGCGAAGAGAAACAAAAAAACUAUCAGCUAGUCUUGUGAAACAGUAGGCAUGAGGACACUGUUGCCGGUCCUUAUCGUAACUGAUUUCUAUUGACAGCCCCACCCGCGGCGCACCACUGGCUGCCGAUGUUCCCCGGGACGCUGCAGCCGACGGUUCAGGCGCCGCCGAGGCCGAGGCGGCGGGGUGGCUGGCCGCGGCACGGCGGGCAUCGCUGUGGACCUGGUCAACCCUGCUGGCCCACAGUGAGUGUCAAGGAGACUAUAUUAUAUAGAGACUUUAUCUCCUUGGCGAGUACCACAGUACAAGCUUCAAAAGAUCUACACUUGUUGGAAACCUGCCAUAAUAAACUACCUGCACCUUCCAACCAAGGCGACUGUACUGUAGUCUCCUUGCUUCCAACCUUGCAGUAUGCAUUAGGCGGCUUUAUUUACAUGCACCAUUCU